AUGAACAGUCUUGGAUGCCUGAAAAUAAUGAAUGAGCUCAAGUCGAAAGCCUCAACCUAUGAACCCUCUCCUGAAGGUCACUGGUCCAAGAACUUUGCUGCUCUCUCAAUACAUCGUCGUAAGGACUGGGCCGUUACAGUCAAAGGUUUCAACAGGUUUGUCUGGGACUUUGAGGGCUCCACAAAGAAGAAAACACCAGAAAAUGCCUUUGGUACCUAUCAAAGCCAUGGUUCAAUGUUGAUAGCAAAUAGUGAAGAGGCGCUAAAAGCUCACGAUAUAGAUAACGGAUGGGACUGGACAAAGGUUCCUGGAGCAACGACGAUGACUUUGACACUAUCGCAAAUAAGGCUCAAAAAGGCACGAAAUUUUAGUCCACUUUCCUAUGCUGGCGGAGUUACCUAUAAAGGACCACAGCCUUUAUCCAGCGGAGUAUUUGGAAUGGACUUUCAUCAACCAGAAUAUCAAUUUUUUGACGAGGAUCAUCCGCAUCCUAAAGUUAAGCUUCACUUUAAGAAAUCUGUCUUCUUUUUCCAAAAUGUUUUAGUUUGUCUUGGAAGCAACAUUAAAAUAGAUAAUAGCGGAACAGCAACUAAGGCGCGAACGACACUGUUUCAAGACAAACUGGUUAGAGGUGCAUCUAAAUUUUCCAUCAAAAUGGAUGGCGUGACCAAAGACAGCUCAGAUCUAUUCGAAGCUGUAAACCCCCUUUCUAAAAACAAGAAAGAUGGCUAUACUACUUUAGUCGACACCAAAGGCAACAGUUAUUACAUUCCAAGAUCGAGUGCAUCUGAUCUCAAGGUACAUGUCCAGAUUCAAAAUUCGCAAACUGUAGCUGCUGUCUGCUCCAGCGGUAUUUAUGCAACAGCCUGGCUAGAGCAUAAUUCCACGAAUGCCAAGUACGAGUACGCUAUAUUUGUAAAAACAGACUCUUACAGAAGCACUGCCACCGCUAACUGGGAUCGCCUACACAUGAAUUCAAAUCGGGUGCUGUACUCGGUUCUGCAACAAGACGAUAAGGCACACGUGGUACAAUUUGGUAUAUCACCACAACGUAAUGCCAUCAUAACACCAUUGUACGGUUACGUAAUCUUUGAUGCCACGUCAAAACUCCCCAAGGGUGGUUUAAUCACAAAAGUGACCAAGCAAUGUCGCAUCAUGGUCGAGCAGAAUUCCCGAUCCGUCUUUUUAAGCAUCAGCUACCCUGACUUGAAUUUCAAUGUCGACGGGGAGCUGAAAACGUCAGGCGACGUCAAUAAGGAGGAACUCUAUGAGCUAGAAAGUCGGGAGGUGGAAAUUGAGGUCACCUUGUCAGUGGAUGUGAAAACAACCCUCUCUGAUUCAGCGGUUAUCGUACAUGGAUCUCCUGCCGGGUAUCAACCGAGGGUUGAAGUAAAGCGUCUGGCUUCCUCCCCUCCCCCAGGAAAAGGAAAGAUAAUUGUCUUUAAAAAUCUCAAGAAUGGAUUCAGCGUUGAAGUGAAAUUGGAGAAAUAACCUGAUAUGGUCUAAAAAGACUUCCAAAAGAUUGCCUUGGUCACAAUUGGUUUGUUUACUUGCUCAUACACUCAUAUAUAUCCUUGCUCUUUAUAUUCAUGCUAUAGAGAAUUAAUUUAGUUCAAUGACGAUCGCCACAUAUUGAUCCGGAUUGAAGUAAUUGUAUUAAGAAUUACGUGGAUACGUAAUCUCACAUUGUAAAUAAUAAACGGAGCGGUCUGAAAA
Messenger RNA from Pocillopora damicornis (cauliflower coral), 1716 nucleotides. RefSeq lists its product as uncharacterized. Gene Ontology annotation, cellular component: extracellular region. Lineage: Eukaryota; Metazoa; Cnidaria; Anthozoa; Scleractinia; Pocilloporidae. Gene Ontology annotation, biological process: glycosaminoglycan catabolic process; carbohydrate metabolic process. Gene Ontology annotation, molecular function: lyase activity; carbohydrate binding. The record is from RefSeq and is a predicted model, not a curated record.